Molecule: messenger RNA, 1079 nt
Organism: Zea mays
Lineage: Eukaryota; Viridiplantae; Streptophyta; Magnoliopsida; Poales; Poaceae
Exons: 2
Coding region: 531-932 (133 amino acids)
Source: RefSeq, a predicted model, not a curated record
AUUAUUAUUAUUUAACUGAGUUUGGAAAAUUUCGAUGUCAGGUGACAGCCUUCGCCGACCAGGUUGCUUUGGGGGCGCUGACCUCGCAGCUUGUUUCCGAGAGGAAACAACUUGAGGGUAGGGUUGAGUGCCUUCGGACACAUCAUACCGAGGCAAUCAGGGACAAGUUGGUGGCCGAGAAUAAGAGCCGAAACCUUCUCGAGAAGGUGACAACGCUUGAGAAGAAAAAAGAGGACCUCAGCCGCCGACUUAAUGAUGAAAAAGAGGAUGCAGAGAACGCCCGCGCGGAGGCCUAGGCUGCCCGCAAGCGUGUUGCCGACUUGGAGCUGGAAUUGAAGAAUAUGCGCUGCCAGCGCGAGAGGACGGAGUCUGCCACCCGUGCUGGGGUGGAUCGGGCGCACACGCUUUUCGUGGAUGCGUACCGUGACCUCGGCGCGUAGACUGCCCCCUUCGACAAAUCAGGGGAGGAGGUGGGGACCCGCUUCUUAGGGUGGCUGCAGGAUGAGCUAGAGUCGCUCCCGUCCAUUGUGAUGGGCCUCAUGUCCUAUGCGUCUCUUGUGACCUGUGAGGGGGCUGUGAAUGCUUUGUCCUGCGAGGGAUGUAGGCAUUUUGAGACAUUCGAUCGGUUCAACGAGGAAUUCAAUGCUGGUGUAUUCCAGACCGAAGACGACGUGUUGAAGCGCUCUGUGGGGGCGCUUUACGAUAGGAUGUGGGACCCUCAUGGCCGCGGUGUUGUCCGAGAGAGGGCCAACCGAGCGCUAGCACAUGCGAUGAGGGAAGAAGAAGUGGAGGACCUCGCCGGCCUCGAGGGCUCGGCGGCCCGGAAGGAUGAUGCGGUGGAGGCGGGAGCGGAGGAGCAAUCCUUGCUCCAAGGAGGCGGCGCUGAGGGUCCUGCAGUGGCGGAUGCUUCUGAGGAGGUUGCAAGAAUGUAAUAGGAAUAGAUUGACAUUGUUCGCUUUGUCGAUGAUACUGAAGAUCGGUUGCUGCGCAGGUUUCGACGUCUGGGCCUGCGCAAGCAAACCGUGACGAUAAUGUGAAUGAUGAUAUUUUGGUGGAUGGAAAUGUGGUGUUUCUUAGUA